GGACAGAGAGAAUUACCAAAAGAACAGCCGGUCUGAUUGAAACCAGGAACACUAUAAUCUCAAUCCUUCUUAAAGCGAAAGGAGUUACUUAACAUUACUACAGCACUAGAAUUUCACGGAUGGGAGGAAUGGGUUCUAGUAGUAAACGCGUGAUGUGCAAAUAUUUGGAGAAUAUCGGAAGGGAUUAAAGUAUCGAGGAAAAGAAAAGGCUGGCGGUUCAGGAAAUCAAUUAUUAGUCACCCACAAAUCAAGAUAUAUAAUUAUGUAGUGUGUUUUUUGUAAGGGGGAAACAUUGAGGAAAUCAGUCCAAAAGGAAAAAAAAAAGCUCUAUUGUAGAAAGUGCUGCAAUUAUUACUAUUUAUAAUUAGCUAAAAACUAAUUGUUUUCUUAUUUUUAAGCGGUAUUUUAAAAACGAAUACAAAAAUAUCAAUUCUGCUGUGCAGCUCUUUCACUUGCACAGUGUGGUUUUUAUUUUUUUCGUGGUUUUGCUGCGCAGCUCUUCACUCACACAAGCGCGAGGAGAAGAGCGGCAGGCUGCCUGGAGGCUGGAGGCAGAGACGCUCCAGCGGGGAUCUUUGUUCAGGAGAGGCCGGCUGAAACUCAAGCACGCUGCAGGCCUCGAAUCGGGGCCUUUGCGGUUUAAAAAUGCUAUAUUAUAUUUAAGAUUUUGAGAUGGAGAUAAUCAGAUACUCCUGGAGGGUUGCUGAAAGAACAGAAAAUCAGUGUCGUUUGCAGUGAUCUGGACUUGCUUUUUAAACUUUUGUAUUGCUUCUGACAAGGAAGAAUUUUAACACACAAUUGUGGUAACUGUAAAAUGGAUGGACGCAGUGACCAGGAAAGUGUGAGCAACAGCAGUGGGGAAUCAAGCCAAUCUGAUGAGGAAUCUGGCUCUGGAUCAGGCUCUGGUUCAGGUUCCAGCUCUGGGAGCAGCAGUGAUGGAAGCAGCAGUCAAUCAGGAAGCAGCGACUCAGGCAGUGGUUCCGACUCCGGCAGCCAGUCGGAAUCGGAGUCCGAAGGGUCAAAGGAAAAGAAACAGCAAGAAAACAAAACUGCGGAAAUAGAUGGAGCAGAGUUUUGGAAAUCAAAUCCAAGUAUCUUGGCUGUACAACGAUCGGCUAUGCUCAGGAAACAGCAACAGCAGCAACAGCAACAGCAGAGUUCAUCAGACAGUGGAUCAGAUGAGGAUUCGUCCAGCAGUGAUGAAUCAGAUGAUGAUUCUUCAAGCCAGAAUAAAAGGAAAAAGAAGCGUAAAGAUGAGGACUGGCAUUUGUCUGAUUCCAGGCCAGAGUCCAGGUCUGGAUCGAAUUCUGGGUCAGAUUCUGGUUCUGACUCUUCAGAUGAUCAAGGUGGAAACAGCGAUGAGAGUGUAUCGGACUUCGAGCCUAAUCACAAAGUUAAAAGCAGAAAGCCCCCAAACAGGAUAAAUGUAAGAAAUGGUAAAAAAGGCAAAGCUCAGAAAAAGAAGCCACCAAUGGGUUCCUCAGAUGAUGAUGAUGACGAUGAUUAUGACAAGAAGGGUCCCCGUCGUCAGGCCACUGUAAACGUGAGCUACAAAGAGGAUGAUGAAAUGAAGACGGAUUCUGAUGAUUUGGUGGAAGUGUGUGGUGAAGAUGUUCCUCCUCCUGAAGAUGAUGAAUUUGAAACAUUGGAAAAAGUGAUGGAGAUGAGGUUUGGGAGGAGAGGAGCUACUGGUGCAACCACAACUGUAUAUGCAGUGGAGGCAGAUGGUGAUCCAAAUUCUAACUUUGUACCAGGCAAAGACCCUGGAGACAAUCAGUAUCUGAUUAAAUGGAAAGGAUGGUCUCACAUUCACAACACCUGGGAGACCGAAGAGACCCUCAAGCAGCAAAAUGUCAGAGGCAUGAAAAAACUAGAUAACUUUAAGAAAAAGAAUCAGGAAAUGAAACGAUGGAUGAAAACAUCAUCUCCUGAAGAUGUUGAAUAUUUCAACUGUCAGCAGGAGCUUCUUGAUGACUUGCAUUCUCAAUACCAAAUUGUGGAGAGAAUAAUUGCUCAUUCUAAUCAAAAAUCGGCGGCUGGUUAUCCAGACUAUUUCUGCAAAUGGCAAGGCCUUUCAUAUUCUGAAUGCAGCUGGGAGGACGGUGCUCUAAUUUCAAGGAAAUUUCAGAAAUGUAUUGAUGAUUACAUGAGCAGAAACCAGUCAAAAACCAUUCCCUUCAAAGACUGUAAGGUGUUAAAACAGAGACCCAGGUUUGUUCCCAUGAAGAAGCAGCCCUCUUACAUUGGUGGUGAUGGAUUAGAGCUCCGCGAUUACCAGCUGGACAGUUUAAACUGGAUGGCACACUCAUGGUGCAAGGGCAAUAGUUGCAUCCUUGCAGAUGAAAUGGGUCUUGGAAAAACCAUUCAAACUAUCUCCUUCCUGAACUAUCUGUUCCAUGAGCAUCAGCUCUAUGGCCCUUUCCUGGUGGUGGUACCCCUCUCUACUCUUACUUCGUGGCAAAGAGAAAUUCAGUUAUGGGCUCCUAUGAUGAACGUAGCGGUUUACCUGGGCGACAUAAACAGCAGAAGCAUGAUUAGAACACAUGAAUGGAUGCAUCCACAAACCAAACGUUUGAAGUUGAAUAUCUUACUAACAACGUAUGAAAUCCUGCUUAAAGAUAAGUCAUUCCUUGGCAAUGUCAACUGGGCUUUUAUUGGUGUUGAUGAAGCUCAUCGUUUGAAGAAUGAUGAUUCCCUUCUUUACAAAACUCUGAUAGAGUUCAAGUCAAACCACAGACUUCUGAUCACUGGAACCCCUCUGCAGAACUCUCUGAAGGAGCUCUGGUCAUUGCUGCAUUUUAUCAUGCCUGACAAGUUUAGCUCUUGGGAGGUCUUUGAGGAGGAUCAUGGGACAGGUCGUGAUUCUGGGUAUGCUAGUCUGCAUAAGGAGCUGGAGCCUUUUCUGCUGCGCAGAGUUAAAAAGGAUGUGGAAAAGUCCCUUCCUGCAAAGGUGGAGCAGAUCCUGCGGGUGGAAAUGAGUGCAAUACAGAAGCAGUACUACAAGUGGGUGUUGACCCGGAAUUACAAGGCACUCAGCAAAGGCACAAAGGGCAGUACCUCAGGCUUUCUGAAUAUAAUGAUGGAACUGAAAAAGUGUUGUAAUCAUUGCUACCUUAUUAAACCACCCGAUGAUAAUGAGUUUUAUAACAAACAAGAGGCCUUACAGCAUCUGAUCCGUAGCAGUGGAAAGCUGAUCUUGCUUGACAAGCUCCUCUUACGCCUUAAAGAGCGAGGCCACCGAGUUCUUAUCUUCUCUCAGAUGGUGCGAAUGCUGGACAUUCUCGCAGAAUACUUGAAGAGUCGACAGUUCCUGUUUCAGAGGCUGGAUGGAUCGAUAAAGGGAGAAAUGAGGAGACAAGCACUUGAUCAUUUUAAUGCAGAAGGAUCAGAGGAUUUCUGCUUCUUGCUGUCUACAAGAGCUGGCGGUCUGGGCAUAAACUUGGCCUCUGCAGAUACUGUUGUUAUUUUUGACUCGGAUUGGAAUCCUCAAAAUGACUUGCAAGCUCAAGCCAGGGCCCAUAGGAUUGGGCAGAAGAAACAGGUCAACAUCUAUCGACUGGUCACCAAGGGGUCUGUGGAGGAAGAAAUCAUUGAAAGGGCAAAGAAAAAGAUGGUGCUGGACCACCUGGUGAUCCAGAGAAUGGAUACCACAGGAAAAACUGUACUGCACACAGGCUCAGCUCCUUCAAGUUCCACUCCUUUCAAUAAAGAAGAGCUUUCAGCAAUCCUGAAGUUUGGUGCUGAGGAACUGUUUAAAGAACAAGAAGGAGAGGAGCAGGAGCCACAGGAAAUGGAUAUCGAUGAAAUCCUGAAACGAGCUGAAACACGAGAAAAUGAUCCGGGUCCUUCGACUGUGGGGGAAGAACUGCUGUCACAGUUUAAGGUGGCAAACUUUUCAACAAUGGAGGAUGAAGAGAUUGACCUGGAUGCUGACCGGAAAAAGAAGUCCUGGGAUGAUAUUAUUCCUGAGGAGCAGCGGAGGAGACUGGAAGAGGAAGAGAGGCAGAAAGAGCUGGAAGAGAUCUACUUGCUGCCCAGAAUGAGAAAUUGCGCCAAACAGGCAAAUUUUAAUGGGAAUGAAGGCAGGCGCAGCAGGAACAGCAGGAACAGGAGGUACUCUGGGUCCGACAGCGAUUCUAUUUCAGGCAGAAAGCGGCCAAAGAAACGAGGGAGACCACGGACAAUUCCAAGAGAAAACAUCAAAGGGUUCAGUGAUGCUGAAAUACGGAGGUUCAUCAAGAGUUACAAAAAGUUUGGUGGCCCUCUGGAAAGACUUGAUGCAAUUGCCCGGGAUGCUGAACUGGUUGACAAAUCUGAAAUGGACCUUAAACGGCUGGCUGAAACCGUGCAUAAUGGCUGCAUAAAGACCUUAAGAGAGAACUCCUCUGGGCCAGAAAAGACAGGAGGGGGCAGGCGAGGUAAAGUGAAAGGACCAACAUUCCGAAUCUCAGGGGUUCAAGUGAAUGCAAAGUUGGUCGUCUCUCAUGAAGAAGAACUGGCACCAUUGCACAAGUCCAUUCCAGCAGAUCCUGAGGACAGGAAAAGAUAUAGCAUCCCUUGUCAUUCAAAGGCAGCUCACUUUGAUGUUGACUGGGGUAAAGAAGACGACUCCAACCUAUUGAUUGGUAUAUACGAGUAUGGCUAUGGCAGCUGGGAAAUGAUCAAAAUGGACCCAGACCUGAAUUUAACACAAAAGCUGUUACCAGAUGACCCGGAUAAGAAACCACAGGCUAAACAGCUGCAGACAAGAGCUGACUACCUCAUAAAACUACUGAGCAAGGACCUGGCCAGAAAGGAGGCCCAGAGGCUAGCUGGGACGGCCAAUUCGAGAAAGAGGAAGCCCAGAAGCAAGAAGAACAAAGUUGCAAAGCCAGUAAAAAUUGAAGAGGUGGUUAAGAGUGACUUGUCUCCGCCCCCAUCAGAGAAAAGCUCAGAGGAGGAGGAGGAGGAGGAGGAGGAAGAGGUAAAGGAAGAAGUUGCUCCUGCCAAGCCUGUCAACAGGAGGGCCAAAACUGAAAAAGUAAAAAAGUCAAGUGAUGACGACAACGAUGAUGAUGAUGACGAACCAGAGCCAGAAACUGUAAUUAAAAAUGAGCCUGAAGAGAAGGAAGCGAAAGAAAAGGACAACAAAAAAGAAAAAAAGGAUAAAAAAGAGGAAAAUAAGGAUGUAAAAGAGAAAAGGGAACUGAAAGAGAAGAAAGAAAUGAAAGCUGAGCCUGUACUGAAAAAAGAAGAAAUCAAAGAGGAAAAAAUAACUGAAGUAAAAGUUGAGAUUAAGGAAAAAUUGAAGAAGGUAACGGAUGCUCCUGUCCACAUUACUGCAAGCGGUGAACCUGUACCCAUCGCUGAGGAGUCAGAGGAGCUUGACCAAAAGACGUUUAGUGUGUGCAAAGAAAGGAUGCGACCUGUUAAGGCAGCAUUAAAACAGUUAGAUAGGCCAGAGAAGGGUCUUUCAGAGAGGGAGCAGCUGGAACACACAAGGCAGUGCCUGAUCAAAAUUGGAGACCACAUCACUGAAUGUCUGAAGGAGUACACCAACCCAGAACUGAUCAAACAGUGGAGAAAAAAUCUCUGGAUAUUUGUAUCAAAGUUUACAGAGUUUGAUGCUAGAAAACUACACAAACUAUAUAAACACGCGAUCAAGAAACGACAAGAGAGUGCUCAGGCAGGUGACCAAAACAGUAGCUUAAAUGUUCACAGCAUUAAACAGGAAGAUAUUGAAAGGCUAAAGGAGAAUUCUCAUCAUGACGACAAUAGCAGGGACAGCUACACCUCUGAGAGGCACCACUCCUCACAUUACAAUGAUCAUCACAAGGAACGGCAGGGAGAUUCUUACAGGAAAAGCGAUUCUUCGAGAAAGAGACCUUAUUCAUCAUACAGCAAUGGCAAGGACCACCGGGAUAGGGAUCACUACAGGCAAGACAGCAGAUACUACAGUGACAGUAAGCACAGAAAACUGGAUGACCACAGAAGUCGAGAUCACAGGUCAGGUUUAGAAGGGAGCCUGAAAGAAAGAUCUCGCUCAGACCAUCACUCCCAUUCUGACCACAGGUCCCACUCUGAACAACGAUCCAGUUCUGAAUAUGGCCACCACAAAUCCUCCCGAGAAUACAGGUACCAUUCAGACUGGCAGAUGGACCACCGAGCCUCUGGGAGUGGGCCUAGGUCUCCCCCAUAUGACUCCAGGUCUCCCCUUGGACACAGAUCUCCAUUUGAGUACUCUUCUGACCACAAAAGUACUCCAGAGCAGAUCUGGAGUAGCCGCAAGACAUAACACAAGCUGAGAUGUCAUGUCUGGACCUUUUUGUUAGCCAUAGAAACAGUUGAACACAGUAAAUGCCUUAUGUGACUUGAAAGUGCUAUGGACAGGCUACUUUCAGUAGCAGUAUUGCUUCUCCUUUCCAGGUUGCAAGGUGUAAUAUCCCAUUAAAAGAAAAACAAAUAUUUUUAUAUUUAAGGGUAAUGCUGCAGUGUGCUGCAAAGUUUGUGACAUUUUUAAAACAAAACAAAAAAAAAAUCACUUGUUUACUACUACAGAACAGACCAGAACACUGCCCCCCUCCACCCCCUUCACCACCAGACUGGAUCUUGGCAAGGAUUAGUUCAAUUUUGAUGUGGUGUUUGGUCUAUUUAAAAACUAACAAUAAAGAGCUAUAUGUAACUGAUCUUUAAUCAUGCCUACGAAAUGAAUAAAGAGUUUAAGAUGA
Molecule: messenger RNA, 6707 nt
Organism: Acipenser ruthenus (sterlet)
Lineage: Eukaryota; Metazoa; Chordata; Actinopteri; Acipenseriformes; Acipenseridae
Product: chromodomain-helicase-DNA-binding protein 1
Exons: 37
Coding region: 815-6274 (1819 amino acids)
Biological process (GO): regulation of transcription by RNA polymerase II; nucleosome organization
Cellular component (GO): chromatin; nucleus
Molecular function (GO): chromatin binding; DNA binding; ATP-dependent chromatin remodeler activity
Source: RefSeq, a predicted model, not a curated record